Molecule: messenger RNA, 3077 nt
Organism: Jaculus jaculus (lesser Egyptian jerboa)
Lineage: Eukaryota; Metazoa; Chordata; Mammalia; Rodentia; Dipodidae
Gene: Itgb5
Product: integrin subunit beta 5
Exons: 15
Coding region: 293-2458 (721 amino acids)
Biological process (GO): cell adhesion mediated by integrin; cell-matrix adhesion; cell migration
Cellular component (GO): cell surface; focal adhesion; integrin complex
Molecular function (GO): integrin binding
Source: RefSeq, a predicted model, not a curated record
AGGGCUCAAUAUAUGCAGUAGUGGAAGUGCUGCCUCGUGUGAAGAGUGUCUGUUAAUUCACCCAAAAUGUGCCUGGUGCUCCAAGGAGCCUGCUGGCUUUUGAUCUUGCCUCCAACUCCCAGGUGCUGGAAGUAGAGGCCUGCACCACCAUACCUGGCUGAAACAUUUUCUUGACUUACGUUAUUUGCCUACCUGGGAAGUCAUAAGAAAUCAGUACUUUGGCGGCCCACGGUCAGUCAGCUCUCGGUGUGACUUGAAGGCAAACCUCAUCCGAAAUGGCUGUGGGGGUGAGAUGGAGAGCCCGGCCAGCAGCACCCACAUCCUGCGGAGCCUGCCCCUCAGCAGCAAGGGCUCCAGUGCCGUGGGCUCCGAUGUCAUUCAGAUGACACCCCAAGAGAUCUCCGUGAACCUGCGGCCAGGCGACCAGACCACCUUCCAGCUGCAGGUGCGCCAGGUGGAGGACUACCCUGUGGACUUGUACUACCUGAUGGACCUCUCUCUCUCCAUGAAGGACGACUUGGACAGCAUCCGGAACCUGGGCACCAAGCUCGCCGAGGAGAUGAGGAAGCUCACCAGCAACUUCCGAUUGGGGUUUGGCUCUUUUGUUGACAAGGACAUCUCUCCUUUCUCCUACACUGCGCCGAGGUACCAGACCAAUCCGUGUAUCGGUUAUAAGUUAUUUCCAAACUGUGUCCCCUCUUUUGGGUUCCGCCAUCUGCUGCCUCUCACAGACAGAGUUGACAGCUUCAAUGAAGAAGUUCGGAAACAGAGGGUGUCCCGGAACCGUGAUGCCCCUGAAGGGGGCUUUGAUGCCAUCCUCCAGGCUUCUGUCUGCAAGGAGAAGAUAGGCUGGCGAAAGGAUGCACUGCAUUUGCUGGUGUUCACGACAGAUGACGUACCCCACAUCGCGCUGGAUGGAAAACUGGGGGGCCUCGUGCAGCCUCAUGAUGGCCAGUGUCACCUGAACGAGGCCAAUGAAUAUACCGCAUCCAAUCAAAUGGACUAUCCAUCCCUUGCCUUGCUUGGAGAGAAGUUGGCAGAGAACAACAUCAACCUCAUCUUCGCAGUGACAAAAAAUCAUUACAUGCUCUACAAGAAUUUUACAGCCCUGAUACCCGGAACCACAGUGGAGAUUUUGCAUGGAGACUCCAAAAAUAUUAUUCAACUGAUUAUCAAUGCGUACAACAGCAUCCGGUCUAAAGUGGAGCUGUCGGUCUGGGAUCAGCCCGAGGAUCUUAAUCUCUUCUUUACGGCCACUUGCCAAGAUGGUGUGUCCUACCCUGGCCAGAGGAAGUGUGAGGGUCUGAAGAUUGGAGACACGGCGUCUUUUGAGGUGUCCGUGGAGGCCCGGAGCUGCCCUGGCAGACACGCAGAGCAAGCGUUCACCCUUCGGCCCGUGGGGUUCCGGGACAGCCUGCACGUGGAGGUCACCUACAACUGCACGUGCGGCUGCAGCACGGGCCUGGAGCCCGACAGUGCCAGGUGCAGCGGCAACGGGACCUACGUCUGUGGGUUGUGCGAGUGCAACCCCAGCUUCCUGGGCACCAGGUGCGAGUGCCAGGAAGGGGAGAACCAGAGCGGGUACCAGAACCUGUGCCGAGAGGCCGAGGGCAAGCCCCUGUGCAGCGGGCGCGGGGAGUGCAGCUGUAACCAGUGCUCGUGUUUCGAGAGCGAGUUCGGCAGGAUCUACGGGCCCUUCUGCGAGUGUGACAGCUUCUCCUGCGCCAGGAACAAAGGCGUCCUAUGCUCAGGCCAUGGCGAGUGUCACUGUGGGGAAUGCAAGUGCCACGCAGGUUACAUCGGAGACAAUUGUAACUGCUCAACAGACAUCAGCACAUGUCGGGCCAAGGAUGGGCAGAUCUGCAGUGACCGUGGGCACUGUGUCUGUGGGCAGUGCCAGUGCACAGAGCCUGGAGCCUUUGGAGAGAUGUGUGAGAAGUGCCCCACAUGCCCAGAUGCUUGCAGCUCCAAGAGGGAAUGCGUCGAGUGCUUGCUGCUUCGUGCAGGGAAACCCGACAACCAGACCUGUCGCCACCUGUGCAAGGAUGAGGUGAUCACGUGGGUGGACGCCAUCGUCAAAGAUGACCAAGAGGCUGUGCUUUGCUUUUAUAAAACUGCCAAGGACUGCGUUAUGAUGUUCACCUACACGGACCUGCCCAGCGGGAAGUCCAACCUGACCGUCGUCAAGGAGCCUGAAUGUGGAACCACCUCCAACGCUAUGAUCAUCCUGCUGACCGUGGUUGGCAGCAUCCUCCUCAUUGGGCUCACGCUCCUGGCCAUCUGGAAGCUGCUUGUCACCAUCCAUGACCGCAGAGAGUUUGCCAGGUUCCAGAGCGAGCGCUCCAGAGCCCGCUACGAAAUGGCUUCCAACCCCCUCUACAGACAGCCCAUCUCCACACACACCAUGGAUUUCACCUUCAACAAGUUCAACAAAUCCUACAAUGGCUCAGUGGACUGAGGUUCCCUCUCCUAGAGGCCAGAGGAGCGCUGAAGACAAAGACUAAAGCUCCUUGGACGGCUCCCCACCUGAUCACACUCUUUAGAUAGGCAAGCACCAAGAUGCCCUCCACCGAGCCCAAGCAAGGGGUCUGCUGCCCACGAAGGUAGCAGCUGGCCAUGACUCUGCUGCCGGCCAGAGCCACACCGGACCACCUCCCUCCUCCAAGUCUAGGAAAAGCAAGGAGACACCACCGAUGCUCUCGGCUUUUCCACCGCCUCCAGCUUGCUGGCUGCAGGAACCACCGAGAACCAGGCUGCCCUUACCUCCCUCCUGCCCCAGCGCCUGGCCAGAACAGAAGGUCUCGGGAAAAGUUAGAGAGUUCAAUCUAGCCAGCGUACGAAUGGGCCUUUCCAUUUGAUUUGUUUUUCUAUGAAAUAAAAGGGUCAUGCAUUUAUGGCAUAGUCCUGAUUACCAGUUUUCUGAGAACUGUUUGCCUGGCACCUGUGGGUGUUGGUGAUAGAAUUGGGGAGGUGCUCUAGUGAUGUUGCAGUUGUUGGCUUUUUUUUUUUUUUUGUCUUGUCCAUGUUUUGUAAUGAAAAGAGAAGACCUGGGAUUGGAAGUAAAGAUUAAAACUAAA